CAGUAUAAUGGUCGACGUGACAUCAUAACAACCAUUAGUUUGGAUGACCCAUUGGACGCUCACCACCGUUUUCCAACUAACUCUCGGCCUGCCAAACCUAAAGUUGUUGGACAAUUUCAUAAGUCGUGUAUUUAAACACUUUCAUCUCCCACAUACAACCCCAUGAAGAUUAUAGCUUUAAUAGCUUCAUAAUUUCCUACCAAAUUUUUUCUUUCAAUAUUUUAUCAACAAAUUUUCACCCUCUUUCCACAAAUUAUUUCUGGGUUUUGCAAAAAAAUCAAAAAGAAAUGGAGCGUUCCAACGAACAUACAACGAACUGGAGUUUAUACAUGAAUGAUUCUUUGAAUUGGGGUGCUGCGGCAGCAGCAUUAAGCGGGAGCCACCUAGACGAAGUGAAGAAAAUGGUGGAGGAGUAUCGGAAUCCGGUGGUGAAAUUGGGUGGCGCAACACUGACUAUUUCUCAGGUAGCAGCUGUAGCCACUAGGCAUGCCAACGACGUUCAGGUGGAGUUGUCGGAAUCUGCUUGUGAUGGAGUUACAGCGAGCAGUGAUUGGGUGAUGAACAACAUGUUGAAAGGUGGGGAUACCUAUGGAGUAACCACCGGUUUUGGUGCCACCUCUCAUCGGAGAACCAAGGAAGGUGGUGCUCUUCAACAGGAGCUCGUUAGGUAUAAUUUUUAAAGAUCAUUACAACAUAAAAUGCAUUCAAAUAUUUUUCCAUUUUCUUUCCUAGUUUUUUAAAGAGACAAUAGACGUAAUUAUUUACACAAAAUUUCGAUGUUUUUAUGACGUAUUCUAGACAUGCUUGCAACAUAGUUUUCAUAUAUCGAUUAUUUUGUUUCUUUA
Molecule: messenger RNA, 845 nt
Organism: Lactuca sativa (garden lettuce)
Lineage: Eukaryota; Viridiplantae; Streptophyta; Magnoliopsida; Asterales; Asteraceae
Product: phenylalanine ammonia-lyase 1
Molecular function (GO): catalytic activity
Source: RefSeq, a predicted model, not a curated record